This is a messenger RNA of Neocloeon triangulifer, 1194 nucleotides long. RefSeq lists its product as uncharacterized. The record is from RefSeq and is a predicted model, not a curated record. Bases 1 to 1194 code for a protein of 397 amino acids. The transcript has 3 exons. Lineage: Eukaryota; Metazoa; Arthropoda; Insecta; Ephemeroptera; Baetidae.
AUGAACCAAUUACACCAAGAGUCGCAUGAUGACGAAGAGUCGGAGUCGCUUGAGCUGGAAGAGCACGAGCAGCUGGAAGAAUCAGAAGAUGACGAGCUGGAAGAAUCAGAAGACGAAGAGCUGGAAGAAUCAGAAGACGAAGAGCUGGAAGAAUCGGAGGACGAAGAGGAGCUGCUGGAAGAAUCCUGGAAACACCUGCAGGUGAGAGAAUUGGAGCUGCUGGAGCUGCUGUCACUCUCAGACUCCCAGGAGGCGUGCUCUCCCCAUCUGUGUCUGCAGUGGACGUUGUGCCAUCCCCUGGCGCUGUGGUCUCCAGAAGCUCCACUCGAGCUGGAGUCAGAUGAGCUUGAGCUGGAACUGUCAGAGCUGGAAGAACUAGAGUCAGAACUGCAGCUGCAGCUCCAGCUGGAAGAACUGGAGUCAGAGCUGCUUGAAUCGGAGCUGCUGGAGGAGUCUGAAGAGCUGGAUGAGCUGCUAGAAUCCCAGCAAUUGCAUUGUUGGCGCUUUUCACGAGCUUCCUUGGCAAGAGGCUCCACCACAGGAGACUGGAUCUCCAGGCUGGCCACGCAGGCCACGAACAGGGCAAGGCAAAUGGACAAGUCACAGGAUGACGAAGAGUCGGAGUCACUUGAGCUGGAAGAGCAUGAGCAGCUGCUGGAUGAAUCAGAAGAGGAAGAGCUGGAAGAAUCGGAGGAGGAUGAAGACGAGCUGCUGGAAGAGCUAGAAUCCUGGAAACACCUGCAGGUGAGAGAAUUGGAGCUGCUGGAGCUGCUGUCGCUCUCAGACUCCCAGGAGGCGUGCUCUCCCCAUCUGUGUCUGCACUGGACGUUGUGCCAUCCCUUGGCGCUGUGGUCUCCAGAAGCUCCACUCGAGCUGGAGUCAGAUGAGCUUGAGCUGGAACUGUCAGAGCUGGAAGAACUAGAGUCAGAACUGCAGCUCCAGCUAGAAGAACUGGAGUCAGAGCUGGAUGAGCUAGAGCUGGAAGAAUCUGAAGAGUCGCUUGAAUCGGAGGACCAGGAGCAAGAGCACUCCCGGGACCGCUUUUCACGAAUUCCCUCGACCAGAGAAGUCUCCAGGCUGGCCACGCAGGCCACGAACAGGGCAAGGCAGAUGGUCAACUUGAACAUUUUUCAGAGUGUUUUGCAAACUGAUACUCUAGGCAACCGCGGUCACGGUCUUUAUACUUUGCUCUAG